Molecule: messenger RNA, 1549 nt
Organism: Daphnia pulicaria
Lineage: Eukaryota; Metazoa; Arthropoda; Branchiopoda; Diplostraca; Daphniidae
Gene: Gbeta76C
Product: guanine nucleotide-binding protein subunit beta-2-like
Exons: 8
Coding region: 121-1164 (347 amino acids)
Biological process (GO): G protein-coupled receptor signaling pathway
Cellular component (GO): heterotrimeric G-protein complex; cytoplasm
Molecular function (GO): protein binding; signaling receptor complex adaptor activity
Source: RefSeq, a predicted model, not a curated record
GGGCUUUUUCCUGCUUCCAUUUGAUUGCUGAUGUUCGUCACUCGGUGAUCAGCCGCUGCAGUGCUCCGCUGUGUUGUCUUGCCUCAUCAGCCGAAUCAUCACGUAUAACAGCCAUCCGCCAUGCCACCCAAAGACGAUCCCGAAACUGCCAAGUUGAAACAGGAGCUGCAGGCUCUCAUAGAGCAAUGCAAGGGAAAGCAAAAGAGUGUCGCUGAUACGACACUGGAAGCUUGUACGUCUAGCGUUGAGGAUAUUCCGCGGAUCAAGGCAUCCACCCGGCGGAUGCUUAAAGGCCACAUCAACAAAGUGACUUCUUGCCAUUAUUCCGGCGAUUCCCGGCAUCUCGUGUCCGGCUCUCUUGACGGUAAGCUGAUCGUGUGGGACACGUGGACUGGUAACAAGAUCCAAGUCAUUCCGCUGAGAUCGGCAUGGGUGAUGUGCUCCGUGUUUGCUCCUUCGGGCAACUACGUUGCCUGCGGUGGCAUGGACAACAUGUGCACCGUUUAUGACGUCAACAAUCGUGAUAGUUCGGGAGCAGCUAAGAUUACUCGCGAGUUGGCCGGCUACGAAGGUUUCCUUUCCACUUGUCGCUUCUUGGAAGAUGGCAAGAUUGUGACCGGCUCUGGAGACAUGAUGAUUACUCUCUGGGAUCUGGAGGCGGGCAAGAAACUCGACCAGACACCCGCCCAUGUCGGUGAUGUCUGUUCCAUGUCACUCAAAGUGGAGCAGAACAUUAUCGUCACCGGCUCAGUGGAUCGAUGCAUCAAACUGUGGGACGUCCGGACGCUCAAGUGCACCCAGACUUUCUUUGGACACGAAGCCGAUGUCAACUCUGUUUGCUUCCACCCUUCCGGCACAGCCUUCGUUUCGGCUUCGGAGGAUAAAACUGCCCGUCUGUUUGACAUCCGUUCCGAUCAGCAGGUAUGCGUGUACCGACCUCCUACUGCCAAUUCCAGCCUGACUUGCUGCAGCGUGUCUCAAUCUGGACGAAUCCUUUUAGCCGGAUCGGAUGACUCGACGGUUCACCUGUGGGAUCUCCUCAAAGGAGAGCAUAAUGGAAACCUUCAAGGACAUGAAAACCGAAUUACCGGCCUUAGCGUGGCUGACAGCGGUUUAGGCAUUGCUACGUCUUCCUGGGACAAUGCGGUCCGCGUCUGGGGAUAAAAAACACACGGCCGUCAACAUCGUGUUCACGACUUCCAUCGGGCUGGAAAUAAACCAAACUUUUAUCAGAUGCCAAUUUCAAUUAGAAAUGGCUCGUAUUAAUUUUCUUCCGCCUUUUCUCUUUAUUAAACUUUCCCCAUCAGUUCAUUUCCCACCAAAAAAUUCACUACUUCCCUCUAAGAAAAGAAAAUCACGAACGUAGCGUAGGUAUAAGCUAAUAUAUGACAAGACAGAGAGAGCCAUAUUUCACCCGAAUUAACAUUUUUGCCGAGUUGAGGUGAUGUUAUGAUUUCAAUUCGACUCAUCAGUCGAUGGAAGAAUAAUGUUGCCGAUAUUUCUGUUACGUCCCGUUCCGUUCGAGAAAAUACACAUUCAUUUAACUCUA